This is a messenger RNA of Ichthyophthirius multifiliis, 2535 nucleotides long. RefSeq names its product zinc finger protein, putative. Gene Ontology annotation, molecular function: ribosome binding; ubiquitin protein ligase activity. Lineage: Eukaryota; Ciliophora; Oligohymenophorea; Hymenostomatida. Gene Ontology annotation, biological process: protein ubiquitination; rescue of stalled cytosolic ribosome. The record is from RefSeq and is a predicted model, not a curated record. The transcript has 9 exons.
AUGCACGAGUGUGUUUUAUGUUAUGAUGAAAUUAAAAUUGUAGGAAUAGGAUAAUGUAAUCACAAAGAAAUUUGCUAUAAAUGUUAAUUUAAAAUGAGGUAUAUAACAGAUAAUUAAUCAUGUCCUUUAUGCAAUAAAAAUAAUUAAAUAAUUAUUGUUUCUGAUAAUAUGCAAAAUGACUUUUCAUCAUAUGAUUUAGAUUAUUUAAUUCCAUUUGAUGAAAAGAAAGGUCUAUAUGCUAAAACAUAAGAAAUAUAUGAUAUGCUUUUAAAGCUAAUUGAAAUAAGAUGUUUUGCACCAGGAUGUAAAGAAGAAGAUACAGUUUUUUAAAAUAUAAGUACUUUAAAAAAGCACCUAAAAGAUAGACAUUAAAGAUUUUUAUGUGAUAUAUGUGUUGAAUUUAAAACUUGUGUUUUAUAAGAAUAAAAGUUAUAUAAUUCAACAGCUUUAGAAAAGCACACUAGAAAAGGUGAUUUUGAUGAAGAAGGAAAUGUUUAUUUUUUCCAUCCAUAUUGUUCUUUUUGUUUAAAAUACUUUUAUGAUGAAGAAUCGUUAGUAAAACAUAUGCCUGAUCAUUUCACAUGUUUUAUUUGUGGUCCUGAUUAUAAAUAUAUAUUUUAUAAAAGUUAUUAAGCACUUGAGAAACAUUUUAGAAUAUCUCAUUAUAUAUGUGAAGAAAAAUCAUGUUAAGAAAAAUGUUUCACUGCUUUUAAAACAUCAGUUGAUUUAGAAGCUCAUAAUAUAAAAGUACAUAAUCAUUAAUCAUCUAAAAAAGUGGCUUUAAAUUAAAUGAAUAUUUAGGUUUUAACUGGAUUCGAAUAUGGAUAGUAAGGAGAAUCUAAAUUUAAAACAAGAGAUGGUAUGAUAAAAGAUAAGGAAGGUGUUAAUUUCGAAGCUUAAUUUUUAUCUUUGAGAAAAACUAAGAUGAAAACAACUACUGUAGAUUCUCAUGAAGAUGAAAAAAUAGAUUAUAGAGAUUUUUAUUGUUAAAAAUAUGAUGAAAGAUAUUAAAAAGAAGAACAGGAAAUCCUUUAAUAAUAUUAUAAUGAUAAUUAUGGGAAUAAUAAUAACAAAGGAAAUAAUAGAAAUAGGAAUAAUUAAUAAUUUGUAAGAAAAAAAAGCUCAUAAAACGAAGUACUUUAUUUGGAAAAUAUACCACUUUUAAGAUAUUAUUAAAUUCAUGGAAUUAAUAAUGAUAAUAUUUUAGAUAAACUAGGACUUAUAUGCGAUUAGGAAAAAUAUGAAUAAUUAGAAGAUGCUUAACAUUAAAUGUAAAAGAAAAAAUGUAGUGCUUAGUAAUAUUUCGAAGUCUUUGAAAGACUAUGUGGAAAAAAUAUUGCUUUGAGAGUGCUUCCGCUAGUUAUUGCAAGUUUAAAUAAUACUAAAUAUGAAGUUUUAUAAAAAGAAUUAGAUGAAGUUUAUAUUAGUGAAGUAAAAAAAUUAGCUAAAAAACAUAACACUCUAAUUAAUAGCUCAAAUACAUAUAAAGAAUUCUUUACUUUGUUUAGAAGCGAAUUAGAAAAUUAAUUGACUGAAAGAAUUGUUAAUUAGGAGUUAAAAUUAAACGCGAAAGCUUUAAAAAUGGAAAGAUCGAGAAGAUUUUAACUUAUUGAGAUUUUAAGAAGAAUCAAAACUAAAGAAAUGGCUAAACUUAAGUUUGUGACUAAUUUUGGAGUCUCAGUUGAGAAAAUAUCGUUUAUUUUAAGGAAAGUAUUUUUUUCGGAUCUUAAUUAAAUUCAGAAACUUUUUAAGGAAAUACCUAAUCAUGAAUUUCUUCAUUUAUAUCUUUAUGUGAGUUAUUGUCAUGAUUUAUUAUAGGGAAAAGAUAUUCAUAAAGAAAAAAAUUAAUUGUCUGUUAAUAUUCUUAAAGAUUAUUUUGAAUAACAUUAAGAUAUAUAUAAUAAAUACUAUUCUCAAGACGAUUAAAUAUUGGAGUAAGAAUAAGAAGAAGAAUAAAAAGUAAACACGGCAAUAAUUUAGUAGAAAGGAAAUUAAAAAAAAACAGUAGAAAUCGAUACUUAGAAUAUUUAUGAUUUCCCUGCCAUUAAUAAUAAUAAUCCAAUAAAAAUAUAAAAAACAGUUAUAUAAUAAUAACCUGAUCCUUCUUUACCGACAUAAUAGCCUAUGAAUACAAAAGAAAAAAAUAAAAAAAUAAAUACUUUAAAUGAUUGGUAAAAAAGUAACGAAAAUCCAUUCAUUUAUGAAUCUAAAGAUUAAAAAGUAAGAGUAAACCAAAUUUUAAAAGAAGAAUUCCCUACUUUAGGUGGAGGAUAAAAAGUAGAACCUUAUACAGUACCGACAAAAAAAUAAUAAUAAAUAUUUAAUUAAUAAGAAAUUGAAUAAAUGUAAAAAUAAAAAUAAUAAUAACCUAUCUUUAAAUAAUAAGUCUAAUAAUAAUAAGUUGAUAUGUGGGAAGGACCUACUAAUAAUAAUCAAACUGAUAAAAAUGAUAUUAAAAAUUUAGGAUUUAUUGGAAAUAAGAAAAAAAAUAAGUAAGGAAAAACCUAAAUUAGUGUUGCUGGAUUUUUUUAAUGA